This is a messenger RNA of Platichthys flesus (European flounder), 5867 nucleotides long. RefSeq names its product PDZ domain-containing protein 4. Gene Ontology annotation, molecular function: protein binding. The coding region runs from base 1750 to 4443 and encodes 897 amino acids. Lineage: Eukaryota; Metazoa; Chordata; Actinopteri; Pleuronectiformes; Pleuronectidae. The transcript is spliced from 7 exons. The record is from RefSeq and is a predicted model, not a curated record.
CCGCUGCAGGAUUAAAGAUAAAAGGCUUUUUUCAUCCAGCAUGAUGAGACUCAGAGGUCAAGGACAGAGACCAGGAGACGGGAGAAAGUUCUACUGAGAUUCUGUUUCCAGUCUAAUUCAGGUCAUAGAGCCAAUGGGAGUUGAAUACCACCUGAAAGGUUGUGUUUAUAACAUCAGGAGGAAAACUAAAACAUUAAGAGAACGUGUGGAGCCUCAUUGAAUCAAAAUCAAAUUAGUGGUUAUUUAAAAAGCAAACAUUGAUGGUUCUUGUGAUUAACAGUGUUGACAUCUCCAAUAAGCCGGCGAGCACCAAAUCCAAUUGAUCCAUUGAUAUUGAUUCGGGUAUAUAGCCAGGACAGAGUCGUGUCUGAUCUCUGCUUAGGAGGUCACUAAUUUCAUUAUAAUCCAUCAUUCGCUCUCACCCUGGAGUCGUCAGCCACAGUGCUGAGUUGGCGCUGGCUCAGAGAAUCAAUGGACUAAUACUUGUCAUUAUUUCAAACCACAGAUCAGAUAAAUACAAACCACUCCUGCUCGGAGCGCGUUCUGUUUACACACCUCUUAUUGUUCAGAGAGGCUGUUUGAAGAAUUGACUUCUCCUCCGCUGACGGCUACGGGGAAUUUGGCAGGUUGUGUUUGUAGUGACGCUUGUUGUUGAAGGAGACAUGUGUUGCAUCCUGUUUUUGAUGCAUGUGCAGGUGUGCACGUAGUUUGGAAUUGCAUCCCUGGCACACGGCUUAUCUUAGCGGCACAGCCAGGGCUUAAAGAUCCGGCUAACCCUAAACCCUAGGUCCCACCUCGCCACGUGGAGAGUCGUAUUAGGAAAUUAUUUUUAACAAUGCAUUGAUACUUAAGUGGAGAGCUGAGGAGGAGGGUCCUGACAGGGAUUUCAGGAGGAGAGGUUAUCACAACACACACACUCACAGACUCACACACUCACAAAUCCUUCAGCAGUCCUGGACAGCAGAGUGUAGUAGGUGGGAAGAAGCUCUGUGUGGCAGUGAGGCAAGCAGGAGUAAAAACAGGACUGAGGCAAGUCCUUUGAUCGCUGCAUUGUUUUCCAGAGAACUUGUUCAAAGAGCAUUUCUGAACGUGAGCUGUUUACAGGUUCAGUGCUGUGAGUCAGAAAAAGCCAAAAGCAACAUGAAGGAGGUCAGCUAGAGUUCUUCUGGGAGAACCUGCUCGAUCCUGUAGUUUUUUAACGUUAAAGAGCAAAACAAGGUCGGGCAGCCCAGGGUGACUGUCUAACCACUUUUGACAAGUCACCAGACUGUGCACUCGAUUUGUCUUCCUCAUCGAUUUAAUGACACAAGCACAAAGCGGCAGGACUCAUCAUUUCUCUAGCUCCACUUCACAGAUCAUCUUUUUGUGAAACGGUUCCAAGAUAAGACUGAAGUGAAGCUGGAUGAUCUACAAAAAAGCACAUGGACUUUUCCCCCACAAUGGAGAGAGACACAAACGGACCUGCAGCUCCACAACCAUCUCCACCUCUGAAUGGACUCUGGAUUAUAACCCUUGAAUUGUGACCGAGAGAAGGACGAAGAGUGACGCAGCCAAUUAAACUGUGAAUCCACCGCCGGCGGCAGAGAUGAGCUGCGUGUUGCUCUGAGGAGAAGAAGUGAAAUCACUCCACAACCCCUUGCGAAUGAGGGUGGGGCUCUCACUCUCCACUCCACAGACAAAGACCCCGGUAGAGAGAGUCCCGGUGUGAGACCUGGACAUCGGGAGCAGGUUGUGCACCGGCCUGUCACGAUGGGGUGCAACAUGUGUGUGGUUCAAAAGCCCGAGGAGCAGUACAGGGUGAUGUUCCAGUUGAAUGGGAAGGAGCUGUCCCGCCUUUCCGGGGACCCCACCCUGGACAUGCGGGACCCGGUGCUGUCCAACAUACUGCGGCGGGGGGCUCGCAGACGGGCAGGUCUGGCGGGAGCUCCUGGAGGGUUAGUGCCUCUGACCAUGGGCAUGGCCGACUGUGUGGACAGCUGCACCCAGACAGACAUCAGCUUCCAGCAUAUGUUGACCCUGGGAAAGAGCAGCCAGCAUCCCUGUGGCGCACCACCCCCGCCCGACCCUCCGCCAUCGCCGCCGCUACCGCCCCUACUGGAGCCAUAUCUGCUCCAUGAACUCUUCAACGAGCCUGUGUACUAUGACCCCACGGACUACUUCGAUAUCGCUCAGCACGAAGUGGACCGGCAGGACGAGCUGGAAUAUGAGGAGGUGGAGCUGUGCAAGUUCCGUCAGCAGGACAAACUCGGGCUGACGGUGUGUUACAGGACCGAUGACGAGGAGGACCUGGGGAUAUACGUGGGAGAGGUGAACCCGAACAGUAUCGCUGCGAUGGAUGGCCGCAUCCGCAAGGGAGACAGAAUACUACAGAUAAAUGGAGUGGACAUCCAGGACCGAGAGGAGGCGGUGGCUAUUCUCACCAGAGAGGACAGCACCAACGUCUCCCUGCUCCUCGCCCGACCCGAGAUAGAGAACGACAACCAGCUGGACCCAGAUGAGCUGGACCUGGAGCCCCUGGACAACGCUGAGCACCUGCCCAGCAGCCACAGAGUGAGGUCCGGCACCUGCCUCCUGGGUGCCGGAGCAGGCGGUGUUGCAGGUGGAGGUGUGCUAGGAGGUCACGGUCGGUCCCUGAGCAGGGAUUCACCCGAUUUGCUCCAGACGGUGCUGAGCAACAGCCAGGAGCUGGACAGCGGGGUGGGCCGUACAGACGAAAGCACCCGCUAUGAGGAGUCGUCAGAACACGACCUCCUGGGUGACGACCACACCAGUGCCCCCAAUACAAACGCCACCAAUACGCCGGGCAGCAUGCGCAAGUUUCUGUCUGGCAGAGGGGAUACUCCGCCCUUGCUGCACUCCCAGGACCUCCAGUUCAGCACUGACUCCCUCUUAGGGCUGGACUGUGUGAACGGUGGAGGGCUGGAGCCGGUGGAGCGACAGGAAAGAACCCACGUGGCGGAUCCAGUGAGGAUGAUGAUGCCUGGGCUGACGGAGGAGGAGUGUGAGAGGUACAAAGAGCUGCUGGAAAUCAAGUUUUACUACGAGAAGAACAGCGAUGCUCUGCUGGAACAAGACGGCGGGAGUGUCCCACUAGACGUGAAUAGGAACGAGAGCCUGACGCAGCAUGAGAUGGCUCUUCUGGAAGAGGAAUUGCGGCACUUGGAGUUCAAGUGUCGUAACAUCCUGAGGGCGCAGAAGAUGCAGCAGCUGCGGGAGCGCUGUAUGAAGGCUUGGCCUCUGGAGGACAAGAACGGAGCGGGUGCUGGACGCUUGGACAUUAGUGGGACGUUGGUCAACGAGGAGUCCUGUCAUCAUGCUCUCUCAGAUAUCAACGAGCUUCCGGAGAGGGAGCGCUCCGAUAAGGACAGUACGAGUGCCUACAACACUGGAGGGGAAAGUUGCAGGAGCACCCCUCUGGUCAAUGAACAGUACCCAUCACCCUCCACCCAGAGCCUGGAUGGGGGAGAGUCUCUUUAUUCGACUUCCACUAGGCAGAGAGAGAGGGGGACCAGGGACGGAGCACCAACAAACUUGAACCAACCCUACGCUCACAUUCACAGAAGAGCAGCGGACACUAAGACGUCCAGCCCUGGAGCAAAAGUCAGGUCCCUGUCCCGAGACGGAGGAACCAGGAGGGGCUCAGAUGGAGGGAUGAGACGUAACCCCAAAGCCAACGGGACAGCAGAGAGGGCUGGUGGACGCAGCGCAGAGAACAGCCCCUACCUGUCCCGUCGGCAAACUGAAACCAAGCCGCCUCACCGCUACCUGAGCUGCAUGCAGCUGAGGUCUCCCUCCACCUCUGAGCAGCUCUCUGGUCUCAGGGAGACUCUCAGAGAAGGAAGCUUGGAGAAUGGGGGUGACGACAGCCCCAUGAGCUUGGGCAGCACAUGUAAAGGUGUGGCCCAGGCCCCAGGUGCUGUCCCUUGUCCCUUGUCCCCCUCUCUGAUGCCUGCCUCCCCUCGCAUGGAGUGGAAGGUGAAGAUCCGCAGCGACGGCUCUCGCUACGUGGCCAAACGGCCGGUGAGGGAUCGCCUCCUGAAGGCCCGCGCCAUGAAGAUCAGGGAGGAGCGCAGCGGCAUGACCACGGACGACGACGCCGUGAGCGAGAUGAAGAUGGGCCGCUACUGGAGCAAAGAGGAGCGCAAGCAGCAGCUGCAGAAGUCCCGCGAGCAGCGGCGGCGCAGAGAGUUCAUGAUGCAGAGCCGUCUGGACUGUCUGAGGGAGCGCGAGAGGGAGCCGGGCAGCGGCGGCGGCCAGCAGGGGGCGACACACCAGCAGGAAGCCAACUCUAUCCUGGAGCUGUGCCACCGCAGGAGCUUGAAGAAGCGCAGUCGCAGAAUCAUGGACAACUGGAUCACGAUACAGGAGCUGCUGGCUCAUGGGAGCAGGUCUGAAGACGGGAAGAAGGUCUACAACCCGCUGCUAUCUGUCACCACAGUGUGAGGCUCAACACGACAGAGACAGGGAGUCAGAGAGAAGAGAAAGUGCCAAAAGGUUUGGUCAGAGCCUGAAGGAUGCAUCUCUGUGGCACCAACAUCCGUCUGCAGGGCUGCAGAAUCAAUCUGAAACACAAGUCAUUGAACGUAGCAUUUGCCCAAAUCUGAAAUGUUCAAAUCAAAGAGAAGCACAUGACUGAGACAGUCAGUAUCACAUCUUCCUUAACAGACAACACACACAUUAACAAUAUCACAUUGAACUUGUCUGGUUGAAUGGACCUGGACCAAUGAGGACACAGCUUUCUACCCAUGUUUCAGGUCACAUGUGAAGAAUGUGAUUCUUUUUUUAAUCUUCAUCUGAAUGUCACGGUCAAUGCACAGGACAGAAAAGAAGCGUGUGGACAGAGUUAAGAGACGAGAGGUGGACAUACAACAUGAGCCACAUACUCAGAGGGAAUCGAGCCUGGGAGCUGCAGCAAGACAAAGACGCACAUCGUCAUUCAUGUUGUGUCUCGUUACAUAAAGAGGAGAUGCUCUGUGAGAUGGCACCACCUGCUGUUAGACCGUUACAGCCGUGGUGCAGAACUGAGAAGGUUUUAUCUUUUCAGGCCUCUCAAUGAUGGAAUCAUGCAGCUGUGAAAACCACGAUGAGAAAAAAGCCACUUCUGUGCCAGAUAACUGUAAAUUGAGUGUCCUCACGGGACUUUUGAUGAAGCACAUUUUGAAAACGAUGUUGUGCCGGUUGAUGUAGUCGAGACCUUUUCUUCAUUCCCGCCGUGUUUGUGUACAAAUGUUUUUGGGAAAUGAAAGGCUGGGCGGAUUCUUUCCUUCAGGCAGAUUUCACCAAACAGCACAAGUUUCCAAGUGUUACAUACAGACUGAAAUAAUCUGAGGCACAAAGUAACUGACAGGAUUUUUUUUUUACUUGAAAAAGCACAGAAAACAUUUGAUAAAUAAAACUAUAAAGAUCAAAUCGUCUCUACAGUUGUGAGGUCAAAAUCCCCUGCUCACACCCAAUUGUGCCAUGUUGAAGAAAAUUAGAAAAUAAACCUGGAUCUGCUUUGAACUUUCAUGGAGAUCAGGAAAAUUAAAGCUGAUGAAAACUUCCUUAGUGGAGGUAGUGAAAACUGUAUGUCCCAUUAUGUAUGUUCCUAAACAUUACCUGUCCUUCAAGUCUGGUGUGUUAUUUCCAAAUUUUACCUUUUUGUCUCAAGCCACUGGAUAAUUAUCUAACAAGUUACCUGGACUAACAAUGUAAGCCAAUUUAAGUCUGGGGCGACUGAUCCAGGAGCAGAAGUUAGAUCUCAUUUUGCUUUUAUGCAUGUUUUGAUAUUGAGGCUGCCCCCCCCCCCCUCAUGUACUUAAAUCCUUUAACAUACUGUACUUGUAGAUGUCCUCCUAUGAUCUGCUCAUAGCGUAGAGAAAAAAAAA